GUUAUUGCAUUGAAAUUGUAGAUUAGCGAUACCGAUACAGGCGAUAUCUUUACCUCAAACCAUGGGCUUGGCCCUAAGGGCUUCAGUGCAUUUCCCCUCCUCAUAACAACCCCAAACGGUCUGGUUUGGGGGUAAUUGGUUCAGUUAUCCGGUUGUUAACUGUUAGAACAGUUUCUUAACGACCAGUCCGGUUUGCGUGCUGAUAUGGGAGACGUGGAGAACGAAGCCACAAAAGAAAGUGAAAGAAUAAAGUGAGUGCUGUGGAAGAUGUUGUAAAUGACUUCAGCACUUCGGCGAUUGACACCUUCGCGACGAAGGAGGUUGGAGAUAGGGAGGAGGGCUUCGAGAGGAGAUUUCCUGUUUGUCCAUAGAAAAUUAUUUUAGCUUUUCGCCGAGGAUCCUUUCCUCUCUUCAGAAAGGGACUGAAGUGACUCGAACUUGCUUCCAGGGUUUUGCAGUUCGAAGAGUUGUGUAAUUACAGGAAUUUGGAAUUCUAGGGUUCUAUUUUUUUAUCCAUCUAUUGAUAGUUUUUGUUGGGUUAGUCUUAAGUGGGAAUGGAUAAGGUGAAAAACAAAUCCAGGAGAGAGGAUUCAUCAGAUAGGAAGGAGGAUUCCAAGAGGAGCGACCGGAACCGUGACAGAGAAAGGGACAAGGAAAGAAAUGAGGACAGGUACAGAGAUAAGGAGAGGGCGAGUGAUCGUGAUUCUGAGAAGAAAGACAGGGAGAGUCGGCGCUCGGUGAGGGAGAGGAGUGUUGAUGACAGAUAUAGGGAGAAGCACAGGGACAAAUACAGGGAGAAAGAGAAGGAUAGAGGUUGGCAUCGAGAUGAGGAAAGAGAGAGGACAAAAGAGAGGGUGAAAGAUAAGGAGACGGAGAAAGAAAGGGGGAGGCAUAGAGAGAAAGACAGGGAGAAGGAAAGGGAGCGAGAAAGGGAAGAACGAGAGAGGGAGAGAGAUAGAGAAAGGCAGAUCAGAGAAAAGGAGCUGGAAAAAGAGGAGAGAGAAAGAGAAAAGCUGUGGGCAAGAGAGAGGGAGGAGAGGGAGAGGACCAGGGAGAGGGAAAAGCGUCGGGAGCUUGAUAGAGAUGAGGAAAAAGAUGCAGAUGAAAGCAGGGGCCAUGACAGAAAAAAGCGUAAGAGGAACGAUGAUUAUAGGGAGAGAGAAUGGGAAAGGAGCAGCAGCCGAUCAGAUAGGGACAAAGAUGACAAUGAUGAUAGCCGAAGGAAAAGGAGUGAGGAUUAUUCUGAGAACAAAGAGAAGAGAAGCUGGGAAGAAGAUUUAGAGGAAGAGCAGAGGAAACUUGAUGAGGAAAUGGAUAAGCGGAGGAGGAGGGUUCAGGAAUGGCAGGAAUUGAAAAGGAAGAAGGAAGAAUCUGAGAGAGAAAACCUGGGAGAGGCAAAUGCUGAUGUCCAGAAAUCCAGUAAGAACUGGACCCUGGAAGGGGAGUCUGAUGAUGAAGAUGUUGUUUUUACAGUGAAAUCUGAGAAGGAUAUGGACAUGGAUGAAGAUGGCAAGUCCGCUGGUGAAAGUGGAGAUGCUAUGGUGGUUGACUCUGAAAAUGGGACUGCUGUAGCUGGCACACAAAAUGGAGGUGAAGAAGCCAAUGGGGAUGAGGAAAUAGACCCAUUGGAUGCUUUCAUGAAUUCAAUGGUAUUGCCUGAAGUUGAGAAGCUGAAUGGCUCAGAGAGCUCCUCUAAAUUGGAUAAUAAAAAGUCAGAUCCUAAGAAGCAUCAGAAAGAUGGGCAAACUAAUGGUGUUCAGUCCAAAAGGGUUACAAAUAAAGCUAUGGGAAGGAUCAUCCCUGGUGAAGAUUCUGAUUCUGAUUAUAGUGAUAAUGAGAAUGAUGAAGUUCCACGUGAAGAUGAAGAUGAUGUUGAGUUCAUGAAAAGGGUGAAGAAGACUAAGGUUGAAAAAUUAUCUGUAGUUGACCACUCAAAGAUCCAGUAUCCCCCUUUCAGGAAGAAUUUCUAUAUUGAAGUGAAGGAGAUCUCAAAGAUGACAGAUGAGGAUGUUGCUACCUACAGAAAACUACUUGAGUUGAAGAUUCAUGGGAAAGAUGUGCCAAAGCCUGUUAAGACAUGGAACCAGACUGGAUUGACUAGUAAAAUAUUGGAUACUAUAAAGAAACUAAACUAUGAAAAGCCAAUGCCCAUCCAAGCCCAGGCACUGCCAAUAAUUAUGAGCGGUCGGGACUGCAUUGGUAUCGCAAAAACUGGAUCUGGUAAAACCCUGGCUUUUGUUUUGCCACUGUUGAGGCAUAUCAAGGAUCAGCCACCUGUUGUUCCUGGAGAUGGGCCUAUUGGGCUUGUAAUGGCUCCUACCAGAGAGCUUGUCCAGCAGAUCCAUAGUGAUAUCAAGAAGUUUGCAAAGAUGCUUAAUGUUAACUGUGUUCCUGUCUAUGGAGGCUCUGGGGUUGCCCAGCAGAUAAGUGAAUUAAAGAGAGGUGCUGAGAUUGUUGUCUGCACUCCAGGGAGGAUGAUAGAUAUACUUUGUACGAGUGGAGGAAAGACUACUAAUCUCCGAAGAGUUACAUACCUAGUUAUGGAUGAAGCAGAUAGAAUGUUUGACAUGGGAUUUGAACCUCAGAUUACUCGGAUCGUCCAAAAUACCCGACCAGACCGACAGACUGUAUUUUUUUCGGCUACUUUUCCUCGUCAGGUUGAGAUACUGGCUCGUAAAGUAUUGAACAAGCCUGUAGAAAUCCAGGUUGGGGGAAGGAGUGUUGUGAACAAGGAUAUAACGCAGUUGGUUGAGAUGAGAUCAGAUGGUGAGAGGUUCUUAAGGCUGCUAGAACUACUGGGAGAGUGGUACGAGAAAGGGAAAAUAUUGAUAUUUGUCCAGUCACAAGAGAAAUGCGAUUCUUUAUUUAGGGACUUGCUAAAGCAUGGUUACCCUUGCCUAUCCCUUCAUGGAGCUAAGGAUCAGACUGAUCGCGAGUCAACCAUUUCUGAUUUCAAGAGGAAUGUCUGCAAUCUCUUGAUUGCAACUAGUGUCGCUGCGAGGGGCUUGGAUGUGAAGGAGCUUGAGCUGGUAAUCAAUUAUGAUGUUCCAAACCACUAUGAAGACUAUGUGCAUCGUGUUGGUCGGACAGGUCGUGCUGGCCGGAAAGGCUGUGCUAUUACCUUUAUCUCUGAAGAGGAUGCAAGAUAUGCUCCAGAUCUUGUAAAAGCUUUGGAACUCUCUGAGCAAGCUAUUCCUGCUGAUCUGAAGGCUUUCGCUGAUGGAUUUUUAGCGAAAGUGAAUCAGGGACUUGAGCAUGCUCAUGGGACUGGUUAUGGUGGCAGUGGUUUUAAGUUUAAUGAAGAGGAAGAUGAAUCGAGGAAAGCUGCUAAGAAAGCACAGGCAAGAGAAUAUGGUUUUGAGGAAGACAAGUCAGAUUCGGACUCUGAAGAUGAAGGGAUUCGGAAGGCUGGAGGUGACAUCUCUCAGCAAGCGCAGCUUGCGCUUGCUCAAGUUGCUGCCAUAGCUGCAUCCUCCAGGAUAACUGUAGCUUCAAUGCCGAUCCCAGUCUCAGCAGCCCCAUCAUUGCUGAAUGGAGGACUACCUGUAUCUCCCCCUGGUGCCGGUUUGGGUAUACCAGGCACCGCAUCAGUGGUACCUGGGGCGACUCUGCCCAUUGGACCAGGUGAUGGAGCAGCUCGAGCAGCGGCAUUAGCAGCUGCUAUGAAUCUGCAGCAUAACCUUGCAAAAAUCCAGGCUGAUGCACUGCCUGAACACUAUGAAGCAGAGUUUGAGAUCAACGAUUUUCCUCAGAAUGCUCGAUGGAAGGUGACUCACAAGGACACUUUGGGUCCAAUCUCGGAAUGGACUGGGGCUGCUAUAACUACCAGGGGGCAAUAUUAUCCACCAGGUAGGGUCCCAGGACCUGGGGAGCGGAAGCUCUAUUUGUUCAUUGAGGGUCCUACUGAACAGUCUGUAAAGAGGGCAAAAGCAGAAGUAAAGCGUGUUCUGGAGGACUUCACGAACCAGUCAUUGUCACUGCCUGGUACAGCCCAGCCGGGCAGGUACUCUGUCUUGUGAGAACUUGAUAUCCGCGCCUCCAAUAGGUAUGUUCCUGGAAUCUGUUGUUUACUCUAAAUAGUAUAUAUAACAUCCUACCGCUCUGCUGUGCUAGGCAAUCCUUGCUGCUUCUGCACUGAUAAGAGCACAUGUGAUCUAAUCAUAUUCUCCAUAACCGUUCUACCUUUCUGGGAUUGCUGCAGCACUGCUUGCAUGUUGUGAAGGGGAUCUGGACUCAGCGUCUUCAGUCUCAUACAGUUGGACGGCGCUCUUAGGUUGGUCGUUUCCUGACAUAAUAGGCUUUGACAGUGGAUCCAAUCCGUGGUGGCAGUGUGAUGACUUCCUUUAUAGAGUUCUGGUUGACCAGUGGAGGACUACUUGAGCCAUGCCUCAAAUACUAUGCAGUAGUUGUGGACAAUAGAAGAAGAACCAUGGAACAGCUAUCUGUCUUGAAUUCAUUGCAUACUUGUCAUCUACCUUAAGAACACAUACUGCAUUAUCACAGAAGAAGUAAGUGGCUGGGGAUAUGAAACAUUGAUACCCAGAAUCUUUUCCUCUCUGUUUUGUUGUGUAAUGACUUAUUCUGGCUGUUCUGUAGCUCUAGGCAGUAGUUGCAUUUUUUUUUGUUUAUGCUAAAUAACUAACUUCCUUGUUUUUCUGUAUAGUUCUCACUUGCGAUUUGCAGUUGCCUUGGAGGAAUCCUGACUUAUUCAUGGUCAUCAUUCCUAAUUUUGCACUGCAAUUCACAGCGUCCUCAUUUGAUUUCCCAUUUUAUCUGUGUGGAAGUCUCUGUUUCCAAAUCAUCUAUGCAAUUAGAGACUGUCUAUUGGUGGCAUGGCUACAUGGACUAAUUUAUGUGUUUCUUCGGAGUUGCCAAUCGUAGAUGUGCAAAAAUGGCUGCUGCUCAAGGAGAAUUGCAACUGUCUUCGGAUUCACCAAACAGUCAUUGAGAUUGUAAUGUGGGAAGGCAACUUCAGAGCUGAUUGGCUGCUGGUCAUCAUCUAUUCUUAUAUAUCUAAGAACUAAGAACUAUAGCAGUGAUAAGAAGCUUGUUAAAGGAUUGCUCAGAGUGAUGCCACUUACAUUUCUCUGUCAUGUAUCCUUUACAAAUGAUGAUUCCAAUUUUCAUAAAGAUCUGCAGUUGUGAAA
This is a messenger RNA of Macadamia integrifolia, 5147 nucleotides long. RefSeq names its product DEAD-box ATP-dependent RNA helicase 42-like. Gene Ontology annotation, cellular component: nucleus. Gene Ontology annotation, biological process: mRNA splicing, via spliceosome. The transcript is spliced from 3 exons. Bases 555 to 4019 code for a protein of 1154 amino acids. The record is from RefSeq and is a predicted model, not a curated record. Lineage: Eukaryota; Viridiplantae; Streptophyta; Magnoliopsida; Proteales; Proteaceae. Gene Ontology annotation, molecular function: ATP binding; RNA helicase activity; nucleic acid binding.